Molecule: messenger RNA, 3053 nt
Organism: Lotus japonicus
Lineage: Eukaryota; Viridiplantae; Streptophyta; Magnoliopsida; Fabales; Fabaceae
Exons: 21
Coding region: 245-2638 (797 amino acids)
Biological process (GO): protein phosphorylation
Molecular function (GO): ATP binding; protein kinase activity
Source: RefSeq, a predicted model, not a curated record
UUCUUUUUGUGUAAAGGCGACACACGAAGGUGGGUGAUCUUUCCCUCCUCUGCUUACCAGUUGCUCGGUUCCUCGACGAGGGAAGGAAAAUCCAAUCCCUCCUCGUGAGAUUCGCGUUCGUGAACGAAACCAGAUCGCAACCAGUUCCAGUUCCAACAGCUAUAGCCAUAGCUUCAAUCUUCUCCUCAAUCACCACUCAUCACAGAUCAGAAUUUCAGAAUUGUGAAUUCGGAUCCAAUCAACAAUGUUCAAAUUCCUGAAAGAAGUGGUCGGUGGAUCUGGAACCGGCGUCAAGGAUCUCCCUUACACCAUUGGCGAACCUUACCCUUCUGCUUGGGGCUCUUGGCUUCAUCACCGUGGCACCUCCAAGGAUGAUGGGUCACCGGUGUCGAUUUUUUCUCUAUCUGGGAGCAAUGCUCAGGAUGGGCAUUUAGCUGCGGGUCGUAACGGUGUUAAGCGUCUGCGAACUGUUAGGCAUCCGAAUAUUUUGUCAUUUCUUCAUAGUACCGAGAUUGAGACUCACGAUGGUGGUUCUUUGAAGGUCACGAUUUAUAUUGUGACUGAGCCUGUGAUGCCGCUGUCUGAUAAGAUUAAGGAGUUAGGUCUUGAAGGGACUCAAAGGGAUGAAUAUUAUGCUUGGGGACUGCAUCAAAUCGCGAAAGCUGUGAGCUUCUUAAACAAUGAUUGUAAACUUGUUCACGGUAAUGUUUGCUUGGAUAGUGUUGUCGUCACGCAAACUUUGGACUGGAAGCUCCAUGCGUUUGAUGUUCUGUCAGAGUUUGAUGGGAGUAAUGAUGGUUCCGCUGGGCAGAUGCUGCAAUAUGCAUGGCUCAUUGGAUCACAGUACAAAUCAAUGGAGCUGGCAAAAUCUGACUGGGCUGCAAUUAAGAAGUCUCCUCCAUGGUCCAUUGAUUCUUGGGGCAUGGGUUGUCUAAUCUAUGAGCUAUUCUCUGGCGUGAAGUUGAGCAAAACAGAGGAGUUACGCAACACUGGCUCCAUUCCUAAGUCUCUGCUUCCAGAUUACCAGCGGCUGCUGAGUUCCAUGCCUUCUCGCCGAUUAAAUACAUCAAAGCUUAUAGAAAAUAGUGAGUAUUUUCAAAAUAAGUUGGUAGACACAAUACAUUUCAUGGAAAUUCUCAGUUUGAAAGAUAGUGUUGAGAAGGAUACCUUCUUCCGCAAGCUUCCAAAUUUAGCAGAGCAGCUUCCUCGUCCGAUUGUGUUGAAGAAGUUACUUCCUUUAUUAGCUUCUGCCCUUGAAUUUGGUUCAGCUGCUGCCCCCGCUUUGACUGCAUUGUUGAAAAUGGGCUCCUGGCUUUCAGCUGACGAGUUUCGUGUCAAGGUGCUUCCAACAAUUAUUAAACUCUUUGCCUCCAAUGACCGAGCUAUUCGAGUUAGCCUUCUUCAACAUAUUGAUCAAUUUGGAGAGUCAUUGUCUGUCCAAGUUGUUGACGAGCAGGUCUACCCUCAUGUUGCUACUGGUUUCUCCGAUACAUCUGCUUUUCUGAGGGAACUUACUCUCAAGUCCAUGUUAAUUCUGGCUCCGAAGCUGUCUCAAAGGACCAUUUCAGGAUCAUUACUAAAGCAUCUGUCUAAGUUACAGGUUGAUGAAGAAGCAGCAAUAAGAACAAAUACUACCAUCUUAUUAGGAAAUAUUGCAAGCCACUUAAAUGAAGGGACAAGAAAGAGAGUAUUGAUUAAUGCAUUUACAGUCCGUGCUCUGCGUGAUACUUUUCCACCUGCUAGAGGAGCAGGGAUUAUGGCUUUAUGUGCCACCAGUUCUUACUAUGACAUCACUGAAAUUGCUACACGAAUUCUUCCUAAUGUUGUUGUACUCACAAUUGAUCCUGACAGUGAUGUUCGUUCUAAGGCAUUUCAAGCUGUUGAUCAGUUUCUGCAGAUGGCGAAGCAAUAUUAUGAAAAGACAAAUACAGCUGAGGCAACUGGGGGGGCAGGCAUGGGAAUGUCAUCAAUUCCAGGAAAUGCAAGUUUACUUGGAUGGGCUAUGAGCUCCUUGACCCUGAAGGGUAAACCUUCUGAUCAUGCUGCUCCUGUUGCUUCUAUGAGUUCUUCUGCUCUUACUCCAACAUCUUCGAAUGCCAGCUCAGGUAUUCUAGCUGUAGAAACUCCUUCAACAGCACCCGUCCGUGUAAGCUCCGCAACUGAUUUCGCUGAGCAACCUGUCCCUACGUCUCCUACGUCAACAGAUGGCUGGGGGGAACUAGAGAAUGGACUCGAUGGGCCUGAGAAUGACAAGGAUGGGUGGGAUGAUCUGGAACCACUUGAAGAAACAAAGCCAGCUCCAGCUCUUGCGAACAUUCAAGCAGCUCAAAGGCGGCCUGUAUCUCAACCUGUUUCGCAGUCAAAACAAGCCUCAAGUUUGAAAUCCAAAAACACGCCAAGGUUGAGCAAGGAUGAAGAUGAUGAUUUGUGGGGUGCCAUAGCAGCUCCUGCUCCAAAAACAUCUUUAAAUUUGAAAUCAACUACGACUGAGGAUGAUGAUCCCUGGGCUUCCAUUGCUGCUCCUGCACCCACUACCAGGGCCAAACCCUUAUCAGCUGGCAGAGGGAGGGGAGCCAAACCUGCUGCUCCGAAAUUAGGUGCUCAGCGGAUAAACCGGACGUCGUCAUCCGGAAUGUAAACAUAAUUGCCACUUGCCUGGGAACCAAAGGAACAAGGAAAUGUUGAAUCUGUACGUUGCCGUUUUCUUCUGGUGGCCGGUGAUCAUGUUGAAAUACAGGAGCUCAUCUAGUGCAGAAUUACUUUGGUGCUUUCUAUUGGUAUAUUUGAUUUGUAAUAUUCUUUUAAAUGGGAUUUUAUUUCAAGGAAAAUCUCAAGGGCAGCAAUAGUUGAAUUAUUGUAAGGCAACAAGGUGUUGGAAUUCGCUAUUUCGUUUUGGGGGGCAUGUUUUUUUUUAUUUGGUGUCCAACAUUUUAGAUGAAAUGUAAUUAGUUUCAUAUUUUGUUGUAGGAAAGGUUUUGGUUACAUUAUUUACUUGAUGUUUUCAAUCCUGAAUGGUUCCUAUAUUGUACACUUACAUGGUAUUUACUAUUUAA